GUGACUGAAUCUGCAAUCUCCGAGCUAACUGUGAUUCGGAAGCAUCUUUAUCACACUUCCCUAACGCGCUCGACGAAUCUCCUGAUGAAAACCUAGAAAUUCGAGGUCGGAAAAUCAUCGGAAGUAUAAAUCAUGGCCGCGAUCGGAGUAAUGCCGGAGAUUAAUGGCCUAAAACAGAAAAGCCGAAGGUCAGCUGUAACACUAAUUCUGACGGUUCUCACGAGUUCACAAUCGAUACUCAUUGUGUGGUCGAAGAGAGCUGGAAAGUACGAGUACAGUGUAACAACUGCUAAUUUUCUGGUAGAGGCAUUGAAAUGUGCAUUGUCUCUUGCGGCAUUGGUAAGAAUCUGGAGAAAGGACGGCAUUACUGAUGAUAACAGGUUGAGCACUACGUGGGAUGAAGUUAAAGUGUAUCCCAUUCCCGCUGCACUUUACCUUGUCAAGAAUCUACUUCAGUAUUACAUUUUUGCAUACGUAGAUGCUCCUGGAUAUCAGAUACUGAAGAACUUGAACAUUAUCAGCACCGGCGUAUUGUAUCAAAUUAUUCUUAAAAGGAAGUUAACUGAGAUUCAAUGGGCUGCUUUCAUUCUACUGUGUGCUGGGUGCACCACUGCACAACUUAAUCCUAGUUCUGAUCAUGUUCUUCAGACUCCUUUGCAAGGUUGGGUUAUGGCUAUUGUAAUGGCCCUUUUGAGUGGUUUUGCAGGAGUUUACACAGAGGCUAUAAUUAAGAAGCGACCUUCAAGAAAUAUAAAUGUUCAGAACUUCUGGUUGUAUGUCUUUGGGAUGAUCUUCAAUGCUUUUGCAAUAAUGACUCAAGAUUUUGACGCAGUCAUGAAUGAUGGAUUUUUCCAUGGAUAUACACUGAUUACGGUUCUCAUGAUUCUCAACCACGCACUAAGUGGUAUUGCAGUAUCAAUGGUGAUGAAAUAUGCUGACAAUAUUGUGAAGGUCUAUUCAACUUCAGUUGCAAUGCUACUGACUGCAGUUGUUUCUGUAUUUCUAUUUGGAUUUCACCUUUCCCUUGCCUUUUUCCUUGGUUCCACCGUUGUUUCAGUAGCAAUAUAUUUGCACUCGACUAGCAAAGCCCGAAGAUAACAAUUGAGUUCAUCUUCUGGGUGUUCUUUCUUGCCAAAAUUGUAAGCGCAUAACUAUUUAUCCUACAACAGCUUAAGAGUUGGCCCUGGAUUUAUCCUUGGAAUGGAGUCGGCAUUUGAAUUUGGAUACUUUUGAUCAAGUACUAAAAUCCUGCGUAUGGGCACUUGCAAGGUGUUGUUUCAAUCUUGAAUUCAAAUAGCAGUGCUUAUUGCCCCAGGAAAGGGAUUCGAUAUGUGCUGAAGAUGUUAUUAGUGCAAGAAGUCCUGGACAGUCCACUUUGUAACACGAUACAUUUGACGCGAUGCAUAAUUUCAUGAACAUUUUUUUGCUCUUUCAAAUGUAAUUAUGGACUAGUUGGUAUUGUAAUAGCAAUUUGGGCAAUAAUGUGUUUGUACAAUGUCCGUUGAUGUUAAUACUUGUUUUGGUGUUAAUUUA
Messenger RNA from Nicotiana tabacum (common tobacco), 1533 nucleotides. Its product is annotated as CMP-sialic acid transporter 2. Gene Ontology annotation, cellular component: Golgi membrane. Gene Ontology annotation, molecular function: pyrimidine nucleotide-sugar transmembrane transporter activity. Gene Ontology annotation, biological process: pyrimidine nucleotide-sugar transmembrane transport. The record is from RefSeq and is a predicted model, not a curated record. NCBI's taxonomy places the organism in Eukaryota, Viridiplantae, Streptophyta, Magnoliopsida, Solanales, Solanaceae.